GGAGGAGGGGAGUAAUGAGAGAGCAGGAGGAAAAUAUUGGUCCUCGCUUACUUCUCGUAGUUGAGAGACUUUUUGGAUUCUUCGCAGGAUCACAGCCAGGACGCGCCGCACAGGACGCACGACUGAUAGGAUGGACAAAUAGCAGCAGGAGGAGGAGAUAAUGUCUUUCUUUGGCCUCGACUGUGUCAGCAGGAAAGAGAGAGAGCUGGAGAGGAAACUCCGUGCCAAUGACAGAGAGUACAACCUGUCCUUUAAAUAUGCAACGAACGCCAUCAAGACCUCCAAGUACAACCUCUUCACCUUCCUACCUCUCAACCUGUUUGAGCAAUUCCAGAGGAUCGCAAAUGCCUACUUCCUCUUUCUGCUGGUGCUUCAGGUGAUUCCUCAAAUCUCCUCUCUGUCCUGGUUCACCACUGUUGUGCCUCUGGUCCUUGUGCUGACGGUGACGGCAGCCAAGGAUGCGACUGAUGACAUUAAUCGUCACCGGAGCGACAAUCAAGUCAACAACCGAAAAGCUCAAGUCCUUAUCGACAGAAAACUACGCAGCGAGAAAUGGAUGAACGUCCAGGUUGGAGACAUCAUCAAGCUGGAAAACAACCAGUUUGUCACGGCUGACCUCCUGCUGCUCUCCAGCAGUGAACCACUCAACCUGGUUUAUAUUGAGACAGCAGAGCUGGACGGAGAGACUAACCUGAAGGUGAGGCAGGCCUUGACGGUGACAGGAGACCUUGGAGACGAUGUCGAAAAACUUGCUGACUUCAAUGGCGAGGUAUGCUGUGAGGCCCCCAACAACCGCCUCGAUCAAUUCACAGGAACACUAACAUGUGCCGGUCAGAAAUACCCACUAGAUAACAAGAAGAUCCUGCUGAGAGGCUGCACCCUGAGGAACACUGAGUGGUGCUUUGGACUGGUGCUGUUUGGAGGUCCAGAAACAAAGCUAAUGCAGAACUGUGGGAAAAGCACAUUCAAGAGGACGAGUAUAGAUCGUCUGAUGAAUGUCCUCGUCCUCUGUAUCUUUGGUUUCCUGGCCUUCAUGUGCACCAUCCUGGCGAUAGGAAACUGGUUCUGGGAGGUGAACGAAGGCUCACAGUUCACCGUUUUCCUGCCGAGGCAAGAUGCCACUGAUGCUGGGUUCUCGGCCUUCCUCACAUUCUGGUCCUACGUCAUUAUCCUCAACACUGUGGUGCCCAUCUCCCUCUAUGUCAGUGUGGAGAUCAUUCGACUAGGAAACAGCUUCUACAUUGACUGGGACAGGAAGAUGUACUACGCUCGCAAUGACACCCCAGCCGAGGCUCGGACCACCACCCUGAAUGAGGAGCUCGGCCAAAUUAAAUAUGUCUUCAGUGACAAAACAGGGACACUCACUCAGAAUAUCAUGAUUUUCAACAAGUGCUCCAUCAACGGCAAAUCCUAUGGAGAUGUUUAUGACUACACUGGUCAAAGACUAGAAAUUACUGAGAGUACAGUGAUAGUGGACUUCUCCUUCAACCCUCUUGCUGACCCACGCUUUGUGUUCCAUGACCACGCCUUGGUGGAGGCAGUGAAGCUGGAGAACCCAGAGGUCCAUGCUUUCUUCAGACUGCUGGCCCUCUGCCACACCGUCAUGGCUGAGGAGAAGACAGAGGGUGAGCUUCUCUACCUGGCCCAGUCCCCAGAUGAGGGAGCCUUGGUGACAGCAGCCCGAAACUUUGGUUUUGUGUUUCGCUCACGUACACCAGACAGCAUUUCCAUCAUGGAAAUGGGACAGCAGCGCAGCUACGAACUUCUGGCCAUCCUGGAUUUCAACAACGUUCGCAAGAGGAUGUCUGUCAUAGUUCGGAGUCCAGAGGGGAAACUCUCUCUCUACUGUAAAGGUGCAGACACAAUAAUCUACGAGAGGCUGCAUCAAUCCUGCAGUAAACUGAUGGACGUCACUACAGAGCACCUCAAUGAGUUUGCUGGGGAGGGCCUGCGUACUCUGGCACUGGCCUAUAAGGAUCUUGAUGAGGACUACUUCAAUGAAUGGAGACAGCGCCACCAUGAGGCCAGCACCACAAUGAAUGACCGGGAGACCAAACUGGACCAGUUGUACGAGGAGAUAGAGAACGGCCUCCUGCUGCUCGGAGCAACAGCCAUAGAAGACAAGUUACAAGACGGAGUACCUCAGACUAUUGAGCAGCUUUCCAAAGCUGACAUCAAAGUCUGGGUUUUGACUGGUGACAAACAAGAAACGGCAGAAAACAUUGGCUACUCAUGCAACCUACUGCGAGAGGAGAUGAAUGAGAUCUUUAUCAUCUCCAGCAACUCGCCGGAGGACGUCAGAGAGGAACUGAGAAAUGCCCGAACAUCUAUGAAACCAGAUACACCGGAGUCAAUGUUUCUGCCAGAAAGGACGGUGGUUAAUGGUGUGAAAUUGAUGACGGAUGAGGUGGUGAGCGGCGAGUACGGUCUGGUUAUUAACGGCCACAGUCUGGCGUACGCUCUGGAGCACAGCAUGGAGCUGGAGUUCCUGAGGACCGCGUGUCUGUGUAAAUCCGUGAUUUGCUGCAGGGUCACUCCUCUGCAGAAAGCUCGGGUGGUCGAGCUGGUCAAAAAGUACAAACAAGUGGUCACACUGGCCAUCGGGGACGGAGCCAACGAUGUCAGCAUGAUCAAAGCGGCUCAUAUAGGUGUGGGCAUCUCAGGUCAGGAGGGCAUGCAGGCUGUUCUGUCCAGCGACUUCUCCUUCGCUCAGUUCCGCUUCCUGCAGCGCCUCCUGCUGGUGCACGGCCGCUGGUCCUACCUGCGCAUGUGCAAGUUCCUGCGCUACUUCUUCUACAAGAACUUCACCUUCACCUUCGUCCAUUUCUGGUACGCCUUCUUCUGCGGCUUCUCUGCACAGACGGUGUAUGAUGAGUGGUUUAUAACACUUUACAAUCUGGUGUACACAGCACUACCUGUGCUGGGAAUGAGUCUGUUUGAUCAGGAUGUGAACGAUGUGUGGAGUUUCCAGCAUCCACAGCUCUACGUCCCCGGUCAACUUAACCUCUACUUCAGUAAGAGAUCCUUCUUCAAGUGUGCCCUCCACAGCUGCUACAGCUCCCUCGUGCUCUUCUUCAUCCCCUACGCGGCCAUGCACAACACCGUGAGAGACGACGGGAAGGACGUCGCCAAUUACCAGUCCUUUGCCCUCGUAACGCAGACAUGCCUGCUGUUUGCCGUCACCAUCCAGUUGGGCUUGGAAAUGUCUUAUUGGACUGCAGUCAACACUGUCUUUGUGCUGGGCAGCCUGGCCAUGUAUUUCCUGGUCACAUUCACCAUGUACAGUGACGGCCUGUUUCUCAUGUUGCCGUCUGCCUUCUCUUUCAUGGGAACUGCCCGAAACACUCUCAACCAGCCCAAUGUCUGGUUGACCAUUUUCCUCACUUCCACUCUGUGCAUUCUUCCUGUGGUUACCUACCGCUUCCUGUGGAUUCAGCUCUACCCCACCAUCAAUGACAAGGUGAUGUUCAAGGUGAGACAGACCAAAGCGACACCACCCGCUCCUCCUCAACGUCACCGCAUCCGCCGCACCAGCUCCCGCCGCUCCGGCUACGCUUUCUCACACGCACAGGGCUAUGGGGACCUGGUGACGUCCGGCCGGUUCCUUCGUCGCCCCGCUGCGUCCCGAUCAUCGGGUUUUGCAAACAUGGGUCGCGCCACCACGGGCUUCAGUCCCAUGGGGCGAUCGGCCGGAUACAGCCCGACGGGACGUCCACAGAACUCUAAGGCCCCGGACGUGGAGGUGACGUCGCUGCAAAUGUACAGGACGAUCAGAGAUCCCGCCCUCUGAGUUUAGGAGGGUGUUUGGAGAAGUCCUGGGAGCAGAUGAUAACUGCACAUCUGAAUGUCACUGGCAGUGUUUAAUGCUCAGUUUUAUACACAAGUUGUUACCAUGAAGAACUCGCUCAGGAUUUCCAGAGAAAAAAAAACAUUUGCAAAACACAGCAGCGUUUUUGCUGCAAGCAUUUCAUUUUAUUUUUAAUCAAAUCUUUAUGCAUUUAAUUCAAGCAUUUACAUUUUUAAGAUAAAAUACUUGCUUUUGUUUUGUAUUAGGGAACUGCAGCUAAAUGUGUAGCCACUUCUUAUCCUGUUAGGAUAUUUAGCUCCUUAAACAAAUGAAAUGUUUCUGACACUAGACACAGUUACAGGGGGAUUUAUUUUUUAAUGAGAAGAAGAAAGUGUCAUCAUGUUUACAGACGUCCCAGACAUUUUUUUUUUUUAAUCAUGGGAGUCCAGAUGCACAUUGGAGCUUUGUCGAGGAAAUAACCAGCAACAUGUUGCACUGGUUAUUUAAAUAUAUGUACCACAAGUGUCUUUUUAAAGCUUUUAAAUGUUCCUAUCUCGAAGGCUGUGUAAGCAGUUAGCACUUUAACAGCUUCACAUGACAGUGGGAGGUGUUAUAAAUGUUCUUUUUCUCUGGCUCGAUGGAGAAGAUGGUAAAAGAAAAUCAGCAGGAUUCAGUAUUGUGGGAUCAUCCACAUUUUGAAGGGCAUUGCAGACUCUUAUUCUAACUGUUUGUUUUGUUUCACUGCGCUGGAUGAAUUUCAGGAAACAUUUCAAACUCAUUUGGGAAGAUAAAACAUAUCUCCACAGUGGAUGCCUAGGUUUGAUUUACAUAAAAAAGGAAAACAGGGAUAAUUAAGCUAAAAUCAUUAGUACCAGUUUUAAAUCUUCAGUGUUAAAGGAUCUUUAGUAGUGAAUCAUUUUAUCCUCUGGCAGCUUCUAAAUUUCAAUCAAAUAUAAUAAUCUAGGAGCAUCAAAAGAGGGGAAUUACAUCAUGGGAUAUCACAGUUUAGUCUGGAUCCAGUUUCAAAAUCUACAGCCAAGUCCCUCCUGACUUAACUGGAUGAAUGUUGCAUAAUAUGGCUGACAUGAGACAAAAUGUACUUUUGCAGCUGUGCAUCAAAGAAAGUUGUUCAGUAUAUGUGUUUUAACACUAUCCACAGCCCCACAGCCCACUGUCUCAUUUCUGAUCUGUGUAUUAAUUAACCACUUUUAACGCCAUUAGUUAACUAAUAGACUAUUUUAAAAAUAGUCCCUUAAUACAAAGUGGUACAAAUGUGUCUGCAGUCCAACAUGACAUUUCUAGAAUGUACUUCAGUGUUAAAGAAGCUGUAUGUAAGAUGAUUCAUGUGUUGAAU
This is a messenger RNA of Solea solea (common sole), 5141 nucleotides long. RefSeq names its product ATPase phospholipid transporting 8B5a (gene atp8b5a). Gene Ontology annotation, cellular component: plasma membrane. Gene Ontology annotation, biological process: Golgi organization; phospholipid translocation. Bases 161 to 3790 code for a protein of 1209 amino acids. The record is from RefSeq and is a predicted model, not a curated record. The transcript has 28 exons. Gene Ontology annotation, molecular function: ATP binding; ATPase-coupled intramembrane lipid carrier activity; ATP hydrolysis activity. NCBI's taxonomy places the organism in Eukaryota, Metazoa, Chordata, Actinopteri, Pleuronectiformes, Soleidae.